GUUCAUUCUACUCGGCGGACUCGCGGAGUUAUAAGAGGUAGAAUAAUUUAGAAGAGCUACAACGUGGAAAACAGGAGCAAGCACAUAAUUCCGCCCGAAACGUAUACGUAUACACGAAAUAAUGGAUAACAAGGAUCAACCGCAAAGCUCGGAUGAAGACAUGCGCGAAUUACUUCGCCAGAUGCAAAGAACAACUACUUUACUGGCAGAAAGACUGGCCUAUUCCCAAGGAACCCUUGCCAGAGACAUUCUGCCGGGGACAUCCUCUCAGGGACAUCAUGCCAGGGACAUCCUGCCAGGGACAUCUUCCUCAUCCCUUAUCCCCCCCUUUCACUCUUCUCUCCCAACUUUAACAUCCACUCCAUCGUGCUUCCGGACAAACUCAACCCGUUGGCAGCCUUAUCCCUCUACCUCAGGUUUUUUGAGCAGCCAGGAAUCAUCAAGGGAAGAUGGCAUCCAAGUGAAUCUUUCUAGGCUUUUUAGGCCAUAUAAUUCAAAUCCAGGGCAGGGGGGCUCCAAGGGGAAAUAUCUUAAAAAGAAAAGAGAAGUACCCUGGAGCCAUUAUUUUUUUUGUCUCUCAGAACCAGAAAGCAAUUUUGUGCCUAGUCUUGAGGACACACAGGUUCUCGAGGAAUGUGGCCUGGGGCGCAAAUUGCUAACUUUUUCAAGUAACACUGGCAGCCAUUCAGAGUUAACUGAAUGCCUUUACCAGGCAUACCCACUACUUGGAGAUGCAGGGGGGUACGUCUUAGCCAGGAGUGACCGCAGAAGGGAGUUAACCAACAUCCCAAUGCCACCUUCAGGCUACUCUGUUCCCUAUGUAAGACAUUACUGCAAAGGAAAACGGACUCCUAUUUACAUUAUUCCCCUACAGAAACAAAUUGAGCUGCAACCUAAAGAAUAUGUUCCAGCUGUCAUGCAGGAGUGUUUCACAUGCAAAAGCCACAUCAUGCUUUCUCAUCUGGCUGAACACCUUGAAAAAUGCAAAUGCAAAGAUGCUAACACAAAUUCUGAAGAAUCGAAGGAUUCAGUCAGCCAAUCAGAGAAUAGUUCCAGUGAUGAUGAAGCAGUGCUAUUGGCAAUUGAACUAUCUUUACAGGAUUGUGUGACCACAGAACAAUCAACAGCAGAUGGGUUAAACGAGGCUGGAACUGAUCCAUCUUGUGUUGCACCUCAAAAUGAAGUCCUACUACCAGUUGUUAUCUCAAGUGAUGAAGAGGACACGCAUGAUAACAGGAUUUCUGGUGAACACCAACUUAAUGAAAUGUGCCCAUCCCAGCCAACAACAGCAAACAUGCCAGAUUUGGAAACUGCAUUGCGAAGACUGGAGGACCAGCUGGACCCUGGACUUCCACCAGUGUCCAACUACAUCAAUGUUAUGCGUGAUACGGUGCUGCCAAGCGCAAUGAGGGCAUUUGCUCGCCAACGUUUUGCGCCACAAAGAAGGCUUAAUGUCAUUUUCGUGGAUGCGGAAAACACCGGGGAGGGAGCAGUAGAUGUCCCACAAGAGAAUUUUUUAGAUUACUCAUGGUGGAGCUGAAGAACAGCCAUUACUUCUGUGGCGCCGAAGACAUAAAAAAUUUGGCUUUGGUGUCUCGAGCUGUGCAGGCAGGAGAGUACAGAAUACUUGGGAAGAUGCUGGCUGUAUCAGUAGUCCAUGCUGGAGUUCCUCCAUCAUUUUUUUCUGAAAGACUCUACAGUCUUAUCUCCCACUGUCCCAGUCCUCCUGUCGACCUGGAAGAAAUAGACGACUGGGAAGUGAGGCAGAUGCUUCAGAAGAUCAAGAAUGCAGAAACGUUGGCGGAAGCGCAGGAGGGGUUGAUUGAUGCUUCGGCUACUAUGACACUUCUUGGAUGCUCCACCCUCCUGAGGAGUCUGCAUGAAAAAGAUGCCCUUGUGGAAGAAGCUGCAAAAGCAUAUGUUGAAGGCCGGCUAAAAGAAGCAUUGGAACAGUGAGUAUUUCAGAGUUCUAAAAAGUAUUUUUUAACUUCCCGUUACAGGGAUAUGUUUACCAUUACUACACCUGGAAAGCAUAACUCACGUGAAUUGAACUCUGAAACAUGCAAGAUGGAUAAGAGGAUACAAUUUAGCUCUCGAGAUAGGGUUUGAAUUUAUGAAUUAAUGAAUACUUUGAUCACGAAUACAUUUUUAAAACACGUGGAUACACUUAUAUAAAUUACACAGAUAGAUAGAUACUAUACUGUUGGAAGUUCAAGCAAAUAAAUGUGAAAUACCAAUGCAUGUUAUAGUAUAGUAUGCAUAAGCAUGUAAACUUAAUGCAAGCCUAGACCUAUAGACACUUGCGUAUACAUAUAAACUGCAUAUACACAUUACCAUAGGUUAAAAAUAUUACUUUUUACGUGUUUUAGUGCUGUAAUCGGUUCCCCAGUGUAUCUGACAACUCAGAAAAUGUGAAAAAUAAGAUCAAAUUAAGUUGUUACGGUGGGCCUUUCCCUGCAAGCAUGUAAGAAAUUGAGAUGUUCAGAUUUCCCUUCCUUUGUGAAAAAGGCCCUUAUUUUAAUGUUACCGCCCCUUAAUCUACAACUUUCCACCCAUGUCGAAGCCCCCAAGGUUGUUUUCACAAGUGAGAGUGGUGUACUACGGUGUAUGUGAUCUCAUGGCUAAAGUAUAUAGAAAACAAAUGUUUUUAUUUUUGUUUCCUUUUUUUAGCUUAUCACUUGCCUCACUUUCAUUUUUGUUUAAUUAGAUUUCUUUCCUUGUUUUCGGUUGACUGAUGGGUUGAAGACCCUGGGUCUCUCUGACGAAAUUAAGGCAAAUCCACAAUUGAUGAAACCACUGUUUACAAGUGGUUUUAAGCCACUUGAGGUGGAUGACCUUUUGGAACUUUUUAUGGUAGAUUUUAGCCAGUCCGGCAGCAAUAGGCGGAGUAUAGAAAAUCGAACAGUGAUGUUUUGGAGGGAUUGGCUCGUAGAGGUUGGAGGUAUGUAUUUUAAUGAUUAUUCUAUUGAUAGUGUCAUUGUUGUUGUGUUGCACAUUUAGGGCUGCACAAACAUGCCUUUUCACGGCUCAUCGGACGUGAGCACGCUGAUGACUUAUGAAAACUGUGUGAACCGUGUGUGCAGUAAAAUUGGUUGUACAAAUGACAAAACUGAAAAAUACCAAUUUAUUACUCCCAUUUUGAGUUGUUAUGAUCUUUUGAUGGUUUUUAUGUGUUAUUUUUUUUAUUGUUCUUGGUUUGGGAUAUUAUCAAAUUCUUGAUACUGUCCUAUCAAUUUUUUUCUAAGAGGGGAGCAGGCCGGUGACUCUCCAAGAAAUCCUGGUUUUCACCUCUGGUGCGGACAGGAUACCACCUCUGGGUUUCCCCCAGAAACCAACAAUUCAGUUCCUACACCCUGAGGACCACGGAUUGCGUAUCUUCCCAGAGGCCAACACAUGUGAUGUGACCUUGCGUUUGCCUCUGCACCAGUUCUAUCCAAACUUCAGAGAGAAAAUGGAGUCAGGGAUACUUCAGUCUCCAACUUUUGGUUUUGCCUGAUUAUGUUGUUUUUUUCAUUAAGUUUUACCUUACAUUGUUCUUUUUUUAUGUUGUUUUAAAAAGAUAAAGAAGUUAAAGAAAAAUCGUUUUUUGUUUUCGUUAACUUUUCAUUAUACAUGCAGUUUUG
Triplophysa dalaica is the source of this 3623-nucleotide messenger RNA. RefSeq lists its product as uncharacterized. The record is from RefSeq and is a predicted model, not a curated record. Lineage: Eukaryota; Metazoa; Chordata; Actinopteri; Cypriniformes; Nemacheilidae. The transcript has 12 exons. The coding region runs from base 122 to 1540 and encodes 472 amino acids.